CCCUACACGAGCUUAAACUAUGCGUAGGAAUGCCCCUCUUUCAUAUUUAUUUCAUCGCCAUUAUCCGAGGUGUGGUUUUAGGCAGCCAUGCGCCAAGUCCCAGAGUGUUUCGAGCGCCGCUACCAGGCAAUGGACGCACUAGUCAAAGACCUGAGCUCGCCCAUGAACCAAUCCAACGAGUCUAGCGAAGCUGAAUCCAAAGAAGAAUAUGGCUUCAAACUCAUGUGCAAGUUCUGGAACAUUCUGAAAGAAGAUCCUGACUGUGAUUUGCAGAAUGCACUUCAUCAAAGGCCGUCUGUAAGUCCACCAAGAAAUAGUGGCAUAUUUGGAUCACAAAUCCCUUGCUAUCAAACGGGUAAAUCCAGUCCAAGGACAGGGUGUGGUAAAGGCGGCUGUGCCAAAACCGUCGAUCCUGAAUCAAAACUGUCAGGCAAUUCGUGUUGCGACAGACGACCUAAGGUCCAAGUGGAACCACCUUCUCGUUCGGGUUGUUGUGGCGGCAAGGAAUCUGCGUCACCUCUUUCGCACGCACUUGAAAACAUGAAACGGGCUGCUUCAACGGAAAAAGCAUGCUACGAGAAAGCAAAGGAGCUUUUGUCUCUUCAAGAACAAUUAAAAGUGCAAAUCGCUCAGUUAGAACAAAGAGAGCAAGACGAAAUAGACUUAUUGAAAGAGGCUGAUACAAUUUGGAAGAGUAUGGAAGACGAAUAUAAAAAGAAGCUGGACGAGUCAAAGAGAAGACAGGAGGACCUUCUAAAAGAGUUAACCGACAUCGAAGUGAGUGCAAGUAAGUGGAGGAAAAAUAAAAAAAAUCUUGAAGAUCAAAUGACAACAGUAGAUAAAUGUAUACAAGAAAUGAGAGAAGUAUGCAGGAAGAAAACAAAUGACCUUAAAACUAUACAAGCGGAAUCAGCCGAUUUAGAAAAAAGAAUUUCGAGCAACACAAGUGAGAUAAUGAGCACAUCUCAAGCUCUUGCGGCUAAAAGAAAGUGUCAUGACGAUUGCAUGAAGAAGAUGUCCGAGGCGUCUAAAAAGUUACAAAGUAUCAAAGACCGUGAAGAAGGAAUAAAAAAAGAGAAAAUUCAAAAAGGCGAUGAAUGUGUUAAAGAAGCAAGAGAAGAAUUAGCUCAUAUUUGCAGAGUUUUAUUGAAAAAGAAGCUCGAGAAUGAAGAUCUACGAGCAGAGGCAAAAGCCCUUGCGGAAGAAAUAGAUUUACUUCAAACAACAUGCGACUCAUGUGGCGAAAAAUGCAAAAACAAGGAACAGUCUCUGAAAAAAGAAAUCGCAAAGUGUGAAUGUGAAAUUAAAAAGUUCAAAUUGAAAUGUACCAAAUGCAGUGUAUCAUGUGAUACAGAUAAUUUAAGAAAAUUCUGUACUGAAUGCCCUAGGUGCAAAGAACAAAUGGAUGCAUGUGCAUACAGUGGUAACACAUGCGCUGGACCGGAAAAACCAUGUAUCUGUGUGCAUAUCAAGACACAGUUUAUGAACAAUGUAUUUGAGAAUAUGCAUACAGUAUUAGAAAGGCAAAUUAACAGCAGAGCCGGUAAAGUUGUCGCAGCCCAAGUUUUACAAUGUUUGAAAAGUAGCACUAAUGGAAAGUUGGAUAGCCCAACUCGGAAAAAAUUACAGGACUUCAUUUUAGCAACAGUGAAAACUAAUCUGAAUCUAACUAUAAUUGGCGGUGCUGUUAAAACGCGAUGUGAAAUGGACCCUGACACCUACAAGGAGCUGAUGAAGUGUUUAUGUAUGGUUAAAAGUGAAAAAGCAGAAAAAGCUGAUAAAGGAACUGAUUCAAGAAAGGAACCCUGUGCUCGGUGGGGUGGUCCUUACGAAUGCAAUUGCCCGAAGGGACCCAAGAAUUGUAUAUGCCAGAAAAAGGCUCCCAAGCCUCCUUCUGAUCCAGAACCUUGUGGGCAACUCGAAGAAGAUAAAAAAGAUAUUGGCCAGCUAUCAAUAUGCCCUUACAAGGAUAACACUCCGUGUGGUCCCUUAUGUGCCGAUCCUCCUAAGUCCGACCUAACAGUAGCCAAAGCAGUCGCAAAGUCUCACAAACCCACGCCUUGUUGCGCCGACAAGUGCACGUUUAAUAGUAACAUGAGAGCAGCCCAGUGUACGCUGGGUAGCGAAGGCAUCGAUAAUCCAGUGAGAACCAAAGGACACAUGAGCAAAGCUCCCAUACUUCAAGCUCCCUCUGAUAUAUCUUAUAUAGAUAUGAUGCCAUGCGAUUGCAAUACAGUGGAUGAGUUUAAUACCUGCCAGUGUCGUGAACGUCUCCACCAUCUUCGUAAUGAAAUGAUCGAAGCAGUGUAUCGUCCCAUGAGGUAAAAGCCUGAGGUAAUAGUAAUUUGUACACGCUCUGCAUCUAUUUUCAGCAAAUUCACAAGCCACAGUAAAAAAAGAUAUUAAAUAAGUUUCGUUAAGAAUA
Molecule: messenger RNA, 2425 nt
Organism: Leguminivora glycinivorella
Lineage: Eukaryota; Metazoa; Arthropoda; Insecta; Lepidoptera; Tortricidae
Exons: 12
Coding region: 88-2325 (745 amino acids)
Source: RefSeq, a predicted model, not a curated record